UGACGUCUACCCAACCAAGCCCACGACGCUACCCCUUGCACAAGAUAUCACCCCUGAAAAAAGAGAGGAAAAACCAGAGAGGUCAGAGGAUAUACGAUCUCACGGCCAAAACCCUCGUCCGCCACGUUCACAAAUUCCGGCGAUCUCUAGCACAUGGCGACGGGCCAGGCCGAUCUCAUCAGCAACCUCCCCGACGACGUGCUUGGCACCAUCGUCUCCCUUCUUCACACGAGGGACGGCUGCCGCACGCAGGCGCUCUCCCGCCGAUGGCGCCCCAUCUGGCGUGCGGCGCCGCUCAACCUCGAGGGCGGCGGCUAUCGGUUGCCCGAGCAGACCGUCUCCGACAUCCUGUCCGGCCACUUAGGUCCUGUACGCCGCAUCUUCAUCUUUAUGAUCAAAUCCCUCCCCCGCCGCUACGACCUCCGCACGGGGCACCUGACCGUCAACAACGCCGGCGAUGGCAGGGUCGACAGCUGGCUGGGCUCCCGGGGCCUCGCCCACCUCGAGGAGCUCCGGCUCAGCUACGAAUACAACACUCACAACAAUACCCUGCCACCGUCCGUGUUCAGCUCCGCGCCCGCACUCCGCGUGGCCUCUUUCGGCCGCUCCCGUCUGCCGCCCAACCUGGCCGUGGACUUCCCGCUCCUCCAGCAGCUCACGCUGUGGAUGGUCACCCUAACGGAGGAGGCUCUGAACGCCGUGCUCGCCGGCUGCCCCGCGUUGGAGAGCCUUGUGAUGACCGAGAUUAUGGGCGUUGUCUGCCUCCGCAUCAGGUCCCCAACUCUCAGGAGCAUCUGCUUCCGUCAUUCUAGCCAUGUGACUCCCCAAGAACUGGUCAUCGAGGACGCCUCUUGCCUAGAGAGGGCAAAAUUGCAGCCAUUUGGCACAGAUAAUAGUGUGGUGACCUUCCGGGUAAUCCAUGCUCCUAAAUUGGAGAUAUUUUCUCAGCUAAUGAACACAGUUAGGUUGACAACCACAAUGCACACGGUGAAGAUUUUAGAACUUAAAGGUGUCGGUCAUGAUCUGGACCCGGUGCUUGACUUAAGCUUCCUCAAAUUCUUCCCCUGCUUGGAGAGGCUUUAUAUUUGUUUAAACUCAGAGAGAUGGUUCUCUCAUCCAUUAUCUAAAAAUGUGAGGAUGUAUGUCUCACUAGAUGAUCCAAUUGAAUGUCUUGAGCACCGAUUAAAAAAAGUGGCAUUGAAGAUCUACAAUGGGAAAGGUCCAAUAGUUGACUUUGCGAGAUUCUUAAUUUUGAACGCCAAAGUGCUAGAGAGAAUGGAAAUUGGACUCGAUGGCAACCACGACGAUGAAUGGAUGGCUAAUGAAAAAAGAAAGCUACGAGUUGAAGAUAGAGCUUCCCAGGAUGCUGAGUUUGAAUUCAAAAUGUCUUCUUCGAGCUUCUUGGCACAUAUGGGAAUGAAUUUCCAUUAUAUGUCGAUGAUGGAUCCGUUUUACACGUUCUUUGAUGGAUAUGUUGCACGUUGAGAAGUGUAAUCUAUUUUAAUGCAACAAUAAGAAGGACGAUUUUGCAGAACACUCAUCAGGAUGUGUAGAAGGACCACAAGGUUUGAAUCAAGAAUUUGCGAAGGUGUUGUGUAGAGAGGAAAUAUAAAAGACUUUCCCUAUUA
Molecule: messenger RNA, 1628 nt
Organism: Triticum aestivum (bread wheat)
Lineage: Eukaryota; Viridiplantae; Streptophyta; Magnoliopsida; Poales; Poaceae
Product: putative F-box/LRR-repeat protein At5g02700
Exons: 4
Coding region: 154-1485 (443 amino acids)
Molecular function (GO): protein binding
Source: RefSeq, a predicted model, not a curated record